Messenger RNA from Magallana angulata, 680 nucleotides. RefSeq names its product complement C1q tumor necrosis factor-related protein 4-like. Lineage: Eukaryota; Metazoa; Mollusca; Bivalvia; Ostreida; Ostreidae. Gene Ontology annotation, molecular function: protein binding. The record is from RefSeq and is a predicted model, not a curated record. The coding region runs from base 70 to 666 and encodes 198 amino acids. The transcript is spliced from 4 exons.
UAAUGGUAUAUAGUUAACCGUCCUUUGCUAAAUUGGUACACUGAAGUUGUUAUACCUCACUGCAUAACAAUGACAAAAACAAUUGGAAUCUUUACCUUUUUCUGCUUUUUGUUGGUGGUAUCCAGUAACCUUGGAAAACAAAUGAAAAGUGAGGACAAAUCAUUGGAUUUUACACUUCCUUUGCUUAAAAUGAUCUCAAACCUCCAAAAAGAAAUGAAAGAUGUUCGACGGGAGAUGAAAGAUGUGCAGCUAAAGAAACAUAUUGCGUUCACUGUCACACACGAUGGAACCGGUCAACGAAUAACACAUAAAUCACAGGUCGUGAAAUAUAACCAGGUCCAGUUUAACAUUGGCGGUGGAUACCGGAAAUACAGCGGCCAUUUUGUUUCUCCCGUUAAUGGAACAUUCGUCUUCUUUCUUUCUUUGCAACCAUUCCCAGGCUCGAAAGCCUCGUUUUUGAUUACUGUAAACAACCGGGGGAUGGUAGAAGCAGUUUCAGGGAAAAUCCCGCAUGAGUACAACAUGAGCAGUAACAUGGUCAUUGUAUCUCUCCGCCAAGGGGACCACGUGUGGGUCAUGUCUCACCCUACCUGGAGUGUUGAUCCACGACACCAUUUAAAGAACCGGGGAAACAGCUUCUCUGGAUUUCUUCUUUACCAGAGAUAAUUUCACUGCUUUAA